AUGACUAAAAACGAGGAGUUUUUGGAUAAUGCGCAAAAUCAGAAUCAGGGUCAGAACCAAACGAGACGUAGAAACCAAGCCAAUGACAACUGGCAAAGGAACACCAACAACAACAAUGGUGGAAGAGUAACGUUCGAUGAUAGGCGCACGAAUUCGAAUAACAGGCGCGAUAAUUAUAGAUCUAAUGAUCGAAGAGAUGAUAGAAAUAGAGACACGCGCAAUCGUGAUACCAGAGACACGCGCAAUCGUGACGAUAGAGAUGAGCGAGAUUCGAGAGACAAUCGCGAUAAACGAGGAGAUUCGCGCAAACGUGACACUGAUGUGAAUAAGAGCGGUGCUAACAAAGGUGAUAAUGAUCAGAGACGCGAUCGUGAUCGUAGGACUAGAGAUGGCGGUACAACCAAUGAAGCUGAAGGGGAUUAUAGAGAUAUAGAUCCUGAGGAGUCGUUGGGAUCAGAGGAAGAAGGGUCGGUAAGGUCUGAUACGUCGUCUUUAAACGACGACCAGACGCAGGCUUAA
This is a messenger RNA of Planococcus citri (citrus mealybug), 519 nucleotides long. RefSeq names its product protein snwA-like. Lineage: Eukaryota; Metazoa; Arthropoda; Insecta; Hemiptera; Pseudococcidae. The transcript has 2 exons. The record is from RefSeq and is a predicted model, not a curated record. Bases 1 to 519 code for a protein of 172 amino acids.